Molecule: messenger RNA, 3296 nt
Organism: Sinocyclocheilus anshuiensis
Lineage: Eukaryota; Metazoa; Chordata; Actinopteri; Cypriniformes; Cyprinidae
Product: arf-GAP with coiled-coil, ANK repeat and PH domain-containing protein 3-like
Exons: 26
Coding region: 106-2643 (845 amino acids)
Cellular component (GO): cytoplasm
Molecular function (GO): GTPase activator activity; protein binding
Source: RefSeq, a predicted model, not a curated record
UGUGGAGGGAGGAGGUUGUAGUGCGCGGGAUCUCCUACAUUUACGCUCUUGUUUACUGACGGCGAUGAAAUUUCAGUUUUAAUAGUUGGAAAUUCUACGUCCAGGAUGACAGUGGAUUUUGAAGACUGCAUCAAAGAUUCACCCCGCUUUCGGGCUAAUAUUGAUGAGGUGGAGACGGAGGUGGUGGAGAUCGAAGCCAAGCUUGAUAAGCUGGUAAAGUUGUGUGGUGGUAUGAUUGAAGCUGGGAAAGCAUAUGUCACUGCCAACAAGCUCUUUAUCAACGGCAUCCGUGACCUAUCCCAGCAGUGCAAGAAGGACCAGAUGAUAUCGGAUUGUCUGGAAAAGUGUGGCGAGGGUUUGCAGGAGAUUGUCAACUACCACAUGAUCCUGUUUGAUCAAGCUCAGAGAUCAGUGAAGCAGCAGUUGCACAACUUUGUUAAAGAUGAUGUGCGUAAAUUCAAGAACACGAAGAAGCACUUUGAUAAGGUGAGGGAAGAUUUGGAGAUCGCACAGGUGAAGAACGCCCAGGCACCUCGAAAUAAACCCCAUGAGGUGGAGGAAGCCACCAGCACCCUCAACUUCACCCGCAAGUGCUUCCGGCAUCUCGCACUGGACUAUGUGCUGCAGAUCAAUGUCCUUCAAGCCAAAAAGAAAUUUGAGAUCUUAGAUGCAAUGUUAUCCUUCAUGCAUGCGCAGUACUCCCUGUAUCAGCAGGGCUACAACCUCCUGGAUGAGAUUGACCCCUACAUGAAAAAACUGGCUGCUGAGCUGGAUCAACUGGUGAUUGAUUCAGCAAUGGAGAAGAGAGAAAUGGAGCAUAAACAUGCCACGAUUCAGCAGCGGACACUGUUACAGGACUUUGUGUAUGACGACCCAAAGUUGGAGUUUAACGUGGAUGCGCCCAACGGAUUGGUGAUGGAGGGCUAUCUGUUCAAAAGGGCCAGUAACGCCUUCAAAACAUGGAACAGGCGGUGGUUUUCCAUCCAAAACAGCCAGCUGGUUUAUCAGAAGAAACUAAAGGAUUCGCUGACGGUUGUUGUGGAGGACUUGAGACUCUGUUCUGUCAAACCUUGUGAAGACAUCGAGAGGAGGUUCUGUUUUGAAGUCGUGUCGCCCACCAAGAGCUGUAUGCUACAGGCAGAGUCAGAGAAACUCCGGCAGGCCUGGAUCCAGGCGGUUCAAGCCAGCAUCGCCUCAGCGUACAGAGAGAGUCCAGACAAUUAUUACAUUGAGCGUUUGGACCGGACCGCUUCGCCCUCCAUCAGCAGUAUAGACUCAGCAAACGAGCCCAGAGAGCGCAGUGGCAGGGGCGAGAGCAUUCUGCAGCGUAUCCUGUGUCUGCCGGGAAACCAGCAGUGCUGUGACUGUGGGCAGGCUGAGCCGCGCUGGGCCAGCAUCAAUCUGGGCAUCCUGCUCUGCAUCGAGUGCUCCGGCAUUCACAGGAGUUUGGGAGUUCAUUGUUCAAAGGUCCGUUCUCUCACCCUGGACUCAUGGGAACCAGAGUUACUGAAGCUGAUGUGUGAACUAGGAAACAGUAUCAUCAACCACAUCUAUGAAGGCAGCUGUGAAGAGCAGGGCCUGAAGAAACCGGGACCCAACAGCUCCAGGCAAGAAAAGGAGGCCUGGAUCAAAGCGAAGUAUGUGGAGAAGAAGUUCCUGAAGAAGAUGAUGGCGAGUGAAGUUCUGGUCAACGGCGUGAGAAAAUCGGAGCGCCGAUGGAACUCCAGGAAAUGCAGGAGACAUAACAGCGCCACCACCGUCCCCAAAACACACCGCAAAUACAGACAGGAGCCAGGCAGUGCAUCUCCUGCAACCCUUUCCUCAGCAACUGCUGCUCUGGAGAGAAAGUUCAGACGGGAAUCCCUCUUUUGCCCGGAUGAGCUGGACACCCUCUUUUCAUAUUUUGACACUGGUUCAGGACCUCACAGUCCUGCAGGUCUGAGCAGUGACAGUGGGUUAGGUGGCAGUACUGACGGCAGCACUGACGUCUUGGUGUUUGAGUCUGUGGUGGACAGUGUCACAGAGGAGGAGUGUGAGGUGUCUGAAGACUCCAGUAAUGAGGCUGAAUUGGAGCCAGAGGCAUCAGAUCCAGAAGAUUUGAGAGAACUGGAUCCCGGAGCAUUACUCUAUAAGGCCUGUCGGGCACGAAAUUUGCCCAUCAUGGCUGAAGCUCUGGCACAUGGAGCUGACGUCAACUCAGUGAAUGAAGAGGAUGAGGGGAAAAGCCCCCUUAUUCAGGCUGUGAUUGGAGGUUCCUUGAUAGCCUGCGAGUUUCUGCUCCAAAAUGGUGCAGAUGUCAGCCAAAGAGAUCACAGGGGAAGAGGCCCGCUGCAUCACGCCACAUAUUUAGGUCAUACUGGUCAAGUGUGUUUGUUCCUGAAACGAGGAGCGACCCAGAAUGAUGGUGAUGAGGAUGGCCAGGACCCACUGAGCAUAGCGGUUCAAGCCGCUAACGCUGACAUAGUUACUCUGUUACGUCUAGCACGUAUGAACGAGGAGAUGCGCGAGUCGGAGGGUCCGCUCAGUCAGCCAGGUGAUGCCACGUACCUGGACAUUUUCCGAGAGUUUUCCCAUAUGGCAUCCCACAAUCCUGAGAAGCUGAAACGGAGGAGUGUUCACUUCCGUCACUCCUUCAGAGUGUGACAGAUCAACUUUUAAACUUUGGUCACCAAUCAAGCUGGAGCAGAAGACACUUUGGCUGAUAUCAUAAGUGGACUUUAAACGAUAAUUAUGGACGUGUUGAAUGUUUGCAUUGAUUUGAAUGCUAUUUUUGUAUCUUUAUGGGGUCAGCUGGACUUAUCCCCACUGUUUGGUGUUUAUUUUCUUCAUUUGCAUUCUUCUUCUUUUAGCCAUUGACAGUAACAGGCACUUAAUUAAGCACUAAAUGUCAAAAUAUCUGCCAUUUAUGGUUUAACUGUUAAAACAUAUAAUCAAAAAAAACAUGCACGCUCAUGAUCACAAAAAUUAUCUCAAUACUAUUAUUACAAGCAUCACUAUUAUUAUGCUCUAUAAUUAAAUAUAUCCGGCGCUGAUUAUUCUUUCUGUUUUUAAAGCAGUUGAAAUAGGGAAGUUGUUUUUGGAGAAUCUGCAGUGAUUUUGUCUGUUGCUGUAGUGAUGAAUGUACUGUUUUGUAUCGACUAUACUGGUGUAGUCUUUAUAUUUUAUCUGUACAGCCACUAUAAAUCAUUGCAAAUUCAAAUACAGAUAUUGUAUGUUGUCUUUUUAGAUGCAAAUUGAUAAUAUAUCAUAAAAUUAUGGUAUUUUGUUAAAAAUGCAAAAACAUUGAGUGGACCUUU